This is a messenger RNA of Asparagus officinalis (garden asparagus), 4246 nucleotides long. RefSeq names its product translocase of chloroplast 120, chloroplastic. Gene Ontology annotation, molecular function: GTPase activity; GTP binding. Gene Ontology annotation, cellular component: chloroplast outer membrane. Lineage: Eukaryota; Viridiplantae; Streptophyta; Magnoliopsida; Asparagales; Asparagaceae. Gene Ontology annotation, biological process: protein targeting to chloroplast. The transcript is spliced from 2 exons. Bases 266 to 3913 code for a protein of 1215 amino acids. The record is from RefSeq and is a predicted model, not a curated record.
CCCCGCAUUUCUUCUCUUUUUUCUCUCUCCCUCUCUCUUGAAGCAACGAAGAAUCGAAGCUCAUCUCCGCCGUCCGAUCCCGUUUCUCUCCGAUCUCGUCCGUUCGAUUUCUCCUCCACCCUCUUUAUCCGAUAUUAAUCUCCGCUGUCAAAGUCGAGAGAGAGAGAGAGAGAGAGAGAGAGAAAGUUGUUGGAUAGAUCUCCUCCGUUGUUUUCUGCAGAGCUAGGGUUUUGAUCUCCUCUCGCCGCUUCCAAAGGGUUUGGCGAUGGAGAACGGGGUUGCGGUUGUCAACGGAGACGAUAGGGCUUUGAAAUUCGAGUCAACGGAUUUGGUGGAGGAGUCCAAGGGUUCGGUUAGGGAUUCAGAAGGGAAUUUGAAAUUGGAGUCGACGGAUAAUGGAUUGAAUGGUUUAGAGGAGGAUUCGGUCGAGGAGUCGAAGGGGUCGGUUAGGGGUUCGGAAGAGAAUGACGAGUUUGAGGAGGCGGAGCUCGAUCGAGAGAGCUUCUACACGCCGGCUUAUCGACAUAUGGGUUCGGAUUCGCAAGAUUUGCAGGAAGCUGAUUUUGAUUCGGUGGAGAGCGCUGAUGGUGUUGAUGGUGAGGAUGGGGAUAAUCAAGAUCGAGAAGCAAAAGAAGUGGUAGAUAGUUCGAAUGUUGAAGAACUUGGUUCUGGAAAUAAAGAAGAGGUUUUUGAUACCAAGUUAAAUGGCGUGGAGGUUGAUCGUGUAACUCGUGUUGCUGAAGAUCAGGAAGAAAAAGAAAUGGUAGAUGAUUUGUGUGCUGUUGAACAAGAGGAGGUUAUUCCUGAUAAGACCGAUGUGCAAGUUAGUGAUCAGAGUGGUGAAGAUCGAGAAGGAGUUGGUUCUGGAGAGGAGGAAGAAGUUUUUGUUACCAAAUUGAAUGGUUUAGAGGGUGAUGAUGUUGUUAAAGAAGGUUCUUUUGGGUCGAAGGAUGUUGGAGAGAAAGGUUUCGAAAAUGGUGACAAGGAGUUAACUGAGGAUAAGCUUGACAAUGGGGAGUGCAAUGGUACAGUUUCAGAUGAAGGGCAUAAUGUUCUUCAUGAGAUACUUGAAAAUGGUCUCUCUCUUGUGGCUAGCUCAGAUGAGAUUUGUGUGGGCACUGCAUCCAAAUCUAAGGAACAAGCUCCUGCUGAUGAGAUUUGUGUGGAGGCUGUUACGCAAUCUGAGGAGCAAACUCAUGUAGAUGAGAGGGGUGUUGAUACUGGUACAAAAUCUAAGGAACAAACUCAUGUAGAUGAGAUGGGUGUUGAUACUGAUGUAAAAUUUAAGGAGGAACUUCCUAAUGAAAGUGUUAAGCAUAUGGUUAAUGACUCGGUUGAAUUGGAUUCCACUUAUGAUGAUCAGACAACAUAUAUGCAGCGAGAAGCUGUCCAUUCACCGUCACCUCUUUCUGUAACCGCUAAUGGGAUUACAACAAGGUCGUAUGCUUCAGUUGUUAAGGAGAGUACACCUGAUGGAAAACUGGAACAAGCCAAGGAAGAUGGAUCUAGUUGUGACAGCAAGUCUGAAGUGAAAGAAAAUUCUAUUAAGGAUGAUGAUGACAAAAAGAGUAUGAGCAAAGCGUCAUCUUCUACUGCUCCUGUGCUUCCAGAAGGUUCUGGAGGCCCAUCAUUGCCAUCUCGUCCUGCUGGCCUCGGAACUUCUGCUCCCUUACUAGAGCCAGGUCCUCGUGCUCUUCAGCAGCCAAGGGCUAAUGGAGUUGCUCCUCAGAGACGAUCCCAGGCUUCUGAAGAACCUGCUAAUGAUGAUCCGGAAGAUAAUGAUGAGACCCAUGAGAAGCUUCAAAAGAUUAGAGUCAAGUUCUUGCGACUCACUCACAGGCUUGGGCAAACACCACACAAUGUAGUUGUUGCUCAGGUCCUCUACAGACUUGGUUUAGCCGAACAGCUGAGAAGAAACACAAACCGCCCGGGUGUGUUCAGUUUUGAUCGAGCCAGUGUUAUGGCAGAGCAGCUCGAGUCAUCAGGCAGGGAGCCUCUUGAUUUCUCGUGCACGAUCAUGGUCAUUGGGAAAACUGGAGCGGGCAAGAGUGCAACCAUCAAUUCAGUCCUUGAUGAAGUCAAGCUUCACACAGACGCAUUCCAAUCUGCCACUAAGAAGGUCCAGGAAAUUGUGGGCACAGUUCAGGGCAUCAAGGUUAGGAUUAUUGAUACUCCUGGGCUUUAUCCUUCCUUUUCUGACCAAUGGCGCAAUGAGAAAAUUCUUCAUUCUGUGAAGAGGUUUAUCAGUAAGAGCCCUCCAGAUAUUGUUCUGUAUUUUGAUCGGAUGGAUAUGCAGAGUAGGGAUUAUGGUGAUGUACCCCUUUUGAGAUCGAUUACUGAUGUUUUUGGGUCAUCUAUUUGGUUUAAUGCCAUUAUUGUUCUGACUCAUGCUGCUUCGGCUCCACCUGAUGGUCCAAAUAAUACUCCUAUGAGUUAUGAGAUGUUUGUGACUCAGCGAUCUCAUGUUGUUCAGCAAGCAAUAAGGCAAGCUGCUCAGGAUUUGAGGCUCAUGAAUCCUGUAUCUUUAGUUGAGAACCACUCAGCUUGCAGGAUGAAUAGAGCAGGUCAGAGGGUUUUGCCAAAUGGGCAGGUUUGGAAACCCCACUUGCUUCUGCUCUCGUUUGCUUCGAAGAUAUUGGCAGAAGCAAACACGCUACUUCAAUUGCAAGACGCUCCGGCUGGAAGGCCUUUUGCUGCUCGUUCAAGAGCUCCUCCUUUGCCUUUCUUUUUGUCUUCUCUCCUUCAGUCGAGGCCACAGCUAAAAUUGCCAGAGGAGCAGCUUGGUGAUAGUUUUAAUGAAGAGGAGGGUUUGGAUGAGGCGUCUGAUUCUGAUGAUGGGUCUGAUGAUUAUGAUGAAUUGCCACCAUUCAGGACUCUCAAUAAAUCACAGUUGGCCAAGCUGAGCAGAGCACAGCAAAAAGCAUACUUUGAGGAACUUGAUUAUAGAGAGAAACUCUUUUUCAGGAAACAGUUAAAGGAGGAAAAGAGGCGUCGAAAGCUAAUGAAGAAUAUGGCAGAAGCUACCAAGGAUCUGCCAGUCGACCAAAAUGAGAAUGUAGAGGAGGAAAACAAUGGUCCAGCAUCUGUGCCAGUUCCAAUGCCCGAUUUAGUAUUGCCCACCUCUUUUGAUUCUGACAAUCCUACUCAUCGUUAUCGGUUUCUAGACACUUCCAACCAAUGGAUCGUUAGGCCUGUGCUUGAGAACCAUGUAUGGGAUCAUGAUGUUGGUUAUGAUGGUCUGAAUGUUGAAAGAUUACUUGUAAUCAAGGAUAAAAUCCCAGUAUCUGUUUCGGGUCAACUCACAAAGGAUAAAAAGGACUGCACAUUUCAAAUGGAGCUCGCCAGUUCGAUUAAGCAUAGUGAUGCAGGAGCCACCUCUUUGGGUUUGGAUAUGCAAACUGUUGGAAAAGACAUGGCUUAUACUUUUCGGGGUGAAUCAAGAAUAAAAAACUUUAGAAGAAAUAACACAGCAGUUGGGGGUUCAGUGACUGUUCUUGGGGAUUCAGUAUCAGCUGGUGCUAAAAUAGAAGACAAUCUAGUAGUUAAUAAAAGGUUGAAAUUACUCAUGAGCGGUGGUGUUAUGGCUGGUCGUGGAGAUGUAGCUUAUGGAGGUCGGCUUGAGGGUACAUUGAGAGAUAAAGAUUAUCCAAUUGGUCGAGCUUUGUCUACUCUUGCAUUAUCAGUUGUGGAUUGGCAUGGGGAUCUAGCAAUUGGAUGCAAUGUCCAGUCCCAGAUUCCUUUGGGAAGAGGAACUAAUGUUGUUGCCCAUGCAAAUUUGAAUAACAAGGGGACUGGGCAAGUUGGGAUUCGGUUAAAUAGCUCAGAACAACUCCAGAUCGCUCUAGUUGCUCUCGUGCCCUUGUUUAGACAUGUCAAGCGAGUACUUUUCGGUUCUUCUCAGACUUUUGAUUAGGUUGGAGGCAAUAAUCAGCUGCUGGAAGUACUUGAACUUAUGCUAAAAGCCUGCUGGAUGCUACUCCUUUGUUUCUUUGUAAGUUUUUGAUACAUGUUUCUCUUUUCUAAGUAGUAUAAGCUUUCAGAUGGUGUUUUCUACACUAGAUCUUAGUUAGAAGAGGGAAAGUUUGAUGUUCAUUUGAUGCCUUUGCGGGUAUUUUUGUUUUGAUUUGUAUAACAGCUAAGUAGUUCUAUGAUUGGCCGCAAUGUUGCUCUUGCGUAUAGUUUUUUAAGCUCUGGAGAACUUAAUAUCCUUUAUCUUAUUGUUGAAUACAUCUCUUUUAUGUGGGAA